AUGGGCAUCCCCUAUUCGAAACAAAUCAACCUUGCAUUCGACCAAGUCACGCCUCUCGUGGCGCACGGCUUCAAAGUCCUACAAACCACCAGGAAUAUCACCUAUAUCCUUGCCGCCAUUCAAGUCCUCACUGCCAUUUUUCUCGGCCUCAUCCUGAUCACGUUGCUGGGACUGAUCAUUACUGUUAGUCCUGACCUCGAGCACGAGCGCCAGACCCUUGUCACGCCUCUGGUGAGAUAUAUUGCAAAUUCCGCAGUGCAGUAUAUGAGAUGGCUGCAGGUGGGUGUGUGGACUGUGAUUAUUGGAUGUGUUGUGGGAACUGCUGGAGGGGUGUAUGUGACGAGGGAAGUUACAGAGUCGGUGGAAGUGGAAGGUCCUGAAGGGGAGGGCAAAUCCGGAGAAGAUUCUGGUUCUUAA
Messenger RNA from Hyaloscypha bicolor E, 417 nucleotides. RefSeq lists its product as uncharacterized. The record is from RefSeq and is a predicted model, not a curated record. The transcript has a single exon. NCBI's taxonomy places the organism in Eukaryota, Fungi, Ascomycota, Leotiomycetes, Helotiales, Hyaloscyphaceae. The coding region runs from base 1 to 417 and encodes 138 amino acids.